This is a messenger RNA of Limulus polyphemus (Atlantic horseshoe crab), 917 nucleotides long. RefSeq names its product solute carrier family 10 member 6-like. The coding region runs from base 57 to 917 and encodes 286 amino acids. Gene Ontology annotation, biological process: bile acid and bile salt transport. The record is from RefSeq and is a predicted model, not a curated record. Gene Ontology annotation, cellular component: membrane. Gene Ontology annotation, molecular function: bile acid:sodium symporter activity. The transcript has 6 exons. Lineage: Eukaryota; Metazoa; Arthropoda; Merostomata; Xiphosura; Limulidae.
GUACUGUAGAUUUCAAAUCCGUCUAUUACAGAAGUGUUCCUAGGCCUUACAACAACAUGGAAAAUUACACUGAGAGCUCCAACAGCACGAACACUAUCAUCCCCAUUCUGAAAAAAACACAUGACGUUUUAGUCGUGGUAAUUCUGGUGUCUAUCAUGUUUGGUAUGGGUUGUUAUACUACUGGUAAACAGUUAUGGAGUCAUAUUAGAAGGCCUGUAAGUUUAAUUAUCGGGAUGAUCUGCCAAUUUGUUAUUAUGCCGUUAACGGGGUUUACUUUAGUGAAAUUACUCUCUAUUUCACCUAUACAUGCCACAGGAGUGUUAAUCGUGUCUACGUGUCCAGGUGGCGCUGUUUCCAAUGUAUUGACUUACUUCUGCUCAGGUGAUGUACCCUUAAGCGUUGCCAUGACAACUUGGUCCACUAUGAUAGCGCUUGGUAUGAUGCCAUUGAACAUAUUUAUGUACGGAAACAACAUAGCAACGGACGAUGUUGUUAUUCCUUACGUCAACAUACUUUUGUCUUUAAUAUACAUCACAUCACCUGUAGCAGCUGGAAUGUUGGUGCGGUGGAAACUUCCAAAAGUAGCUCCCUAUUUUACCAAGAUUGGCAGUACAGUAGGCUUUGCAGGUAUAACAGCUGCUCAAGUGAUGGAGGUGUUUAUUUUUCCCGACUUGUUUGAAGAUAUUACGUGGCAAGUAUAUGUUACCAGCGCUUUACAACCACUUUUGGGAAUUAUUUUUGGUUUUACAAUUAGCUGGUUAAUAAAGCGCCCUUCAUCGACUUGCCGCACUAUUGGAAUAGAAUCGGGAAUUCAAAAUAUUGGGACUGCUCUUACGGUGAUCUCAUUGUCCUUUGAUUUCGAGUUAAUACCAUAUAUUAUCCCACAAUUCACCCUUGUUACCAGGCGUUUCUGGUAA